Messenger RNA from Chondrus crispus (carragheen), 1736 nucleotides. RefSeq lists its product as hypothetical. Gene Ontology annotation, cellular component: condensed nuclear chromosome; nucleus. NCBI's taxonomy places the organism in Eukaryota, Rhodophyta, Florideophyceae, Gigartinales, Gigartinaceae. Gene Ontology annotation, biological process: DNA recombinase assembly; mitotic recombination; DNA strand invasion. Gene Ontology annotation, molecular function: single-stranded DNA binding; double-stranded DNA binding; ATP-dependent DNA damage sensor activity. Bases 1 to 1035 code for a protein of 344 amino acids. The record is from RefSeq and is a predicted model, not a curated record. The transcript is spliced from 5 exons.
AUGAGUCGUGCCGAGUCUGCAACGCCUGUCCAGGAGGAGGCCAACGAAGAGCUAGUCCAAGAUUUCGAUGAAAUUGACAAACUCGCUGAGCUAGCAGUAGCCGCUGCAGAUAUCAAGAAAAUGAAAGACGCUGGCUACUACACUGUUUCCUCUGUUCUCAUGCGAACAAAGAAAGCUCUUUGCGAAGUCAAAGGUCUAAGCGAGCCUAAGAUUGACAAGAUUCGAGACGCUGCCCUCAAGCUGUUCGGUGCAGGGUUCAUCACGGGAACAGAGGCGCGCCAGAAGAGGAUGAAUGUCUACAACGUCAGCACCGGAAGCCAAGCUCUCAACGAGAUCAUUGGCGGCGGUAUCGAGACUGGCUCUAUCACUGAAGCGUUUGGCGAAUUUCGUUGCGGUAAAACCCAGCUGAGCCAUACCCUGUGCGUCACGGCGCAACUGCCGACGGAGAUGGGCGGUGGCAACGGGCGAGUCGCCUUCAUCGACACAGAAAACACGUUUCGCCCGGAGCGCAUAAUGGAAAUCUGCGCCCGCUUCGACUUAAACGCUGAUGAUGUUCUUGACAACAUUCUCGUAGCUCGGGCGUACACAAGUGAACACCAGUGCGAGCUCUUGGACCACGUCGCCGCUAGGAUGGCGGCAGAUCGAUUUGCACUCCUGAUUGUGGAUUCAGCGACAGCUCUUUUUCGUGUUGACUUCACAGGGAGAGGGGAGCUAGCUACACGGCAGCAGAAGCUUAACCAGUUUCUGAGCUCCCUUACGAAGAUUGCAGAGCAGUUUAACGUUGCGGUGUGGAUUACGAAUCAAGUGAUGAGCACCCCAGAUGCCAUGGCUUUUGCAGCCGAUAAGAAGCCAAUUGGCGGUAAGCGCUGCUCUGCUCAAACUACGUUUACGAACAUCCACAUGAAUCGCGAACUCGCACUAAGAAAGGGACGAGGAGAACAACGCAUAUGCAAAAUAUUUGACUCUCCGAUGUUCGCGGAAACGGAAGCCACCUUUGCGAUUGGCGAAGGUGGCGUUUGCGACGCAUCCGAUUAGAGAAAGUGAAGGAGUCACAAGUAUGUAGACCUUUUCUUGGAUCACUUUUAGUUUUUAACGAGACUCUAGCUUUAUGCUCAUGAGUGCGAUUCUUCAAAAUUCGCGCGAAGGGCCUGUCGAUUAGAAAGGAGAGUGCUUGCUAAGGCCCCCAGUGUUACCCCUUUCGAUCGAACCACUCUGUUCUGUCCACUGAUGAAACGAUUUGUUGCCUCUUGCAAGACACGAAACCAACGAUGCCCUCUAAACAAUCCUCGCCCCAGUUUUGACGUAGAAAACGCAGCUUUUUUUGUGGUAAUCCCUCACAUGCCGCGACCGUCAGUUGCACGUAACUCGUGACCAACUCAGGCAAAGGCUGUUCCCCUCUGGCAGAGGAGGCACGCGCAGAAACCGAUUAUCUACAUGGAAAAGAAUGUAAAACAAAGGGACAACCCGUGCUCCCAGAAACACUGGGUUGUCUCUUCGGGGAGGCUGCCAGCAAUACGGCCUCUCCACAUCACAUUCACACGCGAGUUAGACGUUAAUAUCCAACCUAUCCAACGGGAAUAUCCUUGCGACCGGCCUACCGACAACAUUAUCUACCGGCAGCAAGCCCCAAUACCGCGAAUCAAUCGACCGUUUCGCAUUGUCGCCAAUGACAAACAAAAAACCAUCCGGGAUCUUCCUCGGUGCGACGUUCGGACUUCCCGGCGCCGCUUCGUCAA